CGCCCAGGCGCCCGCAGACUCUCUUGAGCUUUGCUCGGUCUUCUUAAGGCACUGCACACCUAGGAGCUGCUUCCCGACGGUGCGGUGCAGCGCAGCAGCACAGGGGCCCAGCGUUCCUGCCGCGCAGCCCCACUGUCGCGGGUCCCCUCCCUCGGGGCUGAUCAUUAACUCAAAAGCAGUAUAAGGAGUGAGUGGCCCCGGUGAGCCUGUGAGCCGAGAGGGACUCGUCGCCACCGCCAUGGACAGUAGCACCUUGAGCCCCGCGGUUACUGCCACCGAUGCACCCAUCCCGUCCUACGAGCGCAUUCGCAAUGCGGCUGACAUCUCAGUCAUCGUCAUCUACUUCGUGGUGGUGAUGGCUGUCGGGCUGUGGGCCAUGUUUUCCACUAAUCGUGGUACCGUUGGAGGCUUCUUCCUGGCAGGCCGAAGUAUGGUGUGGUGGCCGAUUGGAGCCUCUCUCUUUGCCAGUAACAUUGGAAGUGGUCACUUUGUGGGGCUGGCAGGCACAGGAGCAGCCGCAGGCAUUGCCAUGGGUGGCUUUGAAUGGAACGCCUUGGUUUUGGUGGUUGUGCUGGGCUGGAUAUUUGUCCCGAUUUACAUCAAGGCCGGGGUGGUGACGAUGCCGGAGUAUCUGCGGAAGCGGUUUGGAGGCAAGAGAAUUCAGAUCUACCUUUCCGUUCUGUCCCUGCUCCUCUACAUCUUCACAAAGAUCUCUGCAGACAUCUUCUCCGGGGCUAUAUUCAUCAAUCUAGCCUUGGGCCUGGAUAUAUACUUGGCCAUUUUCAUCCUGCUAGCAAUCACUGCCCUUUAUACAAUCACAGGGGGGCUGGCAGCUGUAAUUUACACAGAUACCCUGCAGACCGCGAUCAUGCUGGUGGGGUCUUUUAUCCUGACUGGGUUUGCUUUCAAUGAAGUAGGAGGAUAUGAAGCCUUCAUGGACAAGUACAUGAAAGCUAUUCCAACUAAGGUUUCUAACGGAAAUUUUACCGCCAAGGAAGAAUGCUACACACCGAGGGCUGACUCAUUCCACAUAUUCAGAGACCCCAUUACUGGAGACAUGCCGUGGCCUGGGCUCAUUUUUGGCCUGGCCAUCCUCGCCCUGUGGUACUGGUGUACGGAUCAGGUCAUUGUGCAGCGAUGCCUCUCGGCCAAGAACAUGUCUCACGUGAAGGCUGGCUGUACCCUGUGUGGCUAUCUGAAGCUACUGCCCAUGUUCCUCAUGGUGAUGCCAGGAAUGAUCAGCCGGAUUCUAUAUACAGAAAAAAUCGCCUGUGUCCUCCCUGAAGAAUGUCAGAAAUACUGCGGCACACCAGUGGGCUGUACCAACAUCGCCUACCCCACGCUCGUGGUGGAACUCAUGCCUAAUGGACUGCGAGGCCUGAUGCUGUCUGUCAUGAUGGCUUCCCUCAUGAGCUCCUUGACCUCCAUCUUCAACAGCGCCAGUACUCUCUUCACCAUGGACAUCUACACCAAGAUCCGGAAGAAGGCAUCUGAGAAGGAGCUCAUGAUUGCAGGAAGGUUGUUCAUCCUCGUGCUGAUUGGCAUCAGCAUUGCCUGGGUACCCAUUGUACAGUCUGCUCAAAGUGGGCAGCUCUUUGAUUACAUCCAGUCUAUCACCAGUUACCUGGGGCCGCCCAUUGCAGCUGUCUUCCUGCUUGCCAUUUUCUGCAAGAGAGUCAAUGAACAAGGAGCCUUCUGGGGACUGAUCCUGGGCUUCCUGAUUGGAAUCUCCCGUAUGAUCACUGAGUUUGCCUAUGGAACUGGGAGCUGCAUGGAGCCCAGCAACUGCCCCAAGAUCAUCUGUGGGGUCCACUAUUUGUACUUUGCCAUCAUCCUCUUCGUCAUCAGCGUCAUCACCAUCUUGAUCAUCUCCUUCCUCACCAAGCCCAUUCCAGACGUGCACCUGUACCGUUUGUGUUGGAGUCUACGCAACAGCAAGGAAGAGCGAAUCGACCUGGAUGCAGGAGAGGAGGAGGACAUCCCAGAGGACUCCAAGGACACAAUUGAAAUAGACACAGAAGCCCCCCAGAAGAAGAAAGGAUGCUUCAGGAGAGCAUAUGACCUGUUCUGUGGGCUGGACCAGGAUAAAGGACCAAAGAUGACUAAGGAGGAGGAGGAAGCCAUGAAGAUGAAGAUGACAGACACUUCUGAGAAGCCUUUGUGGAGGACAGUGGUGAACAUCAACGGUAUUAUCCUGCUGGCGGUAGCUGUCUUCUGCCAUGCCUAUUUUGCCUGAGCCCUGCCUUCUGGUGUAGACUCGGCAACUCUAGCAUUGUUCUUCCCCCUUUUGACCCACUCUGUAGUGGCAAGGGGAAGAUGUCCACUUGUAAAUUUCACGCAUUCGGAUAAAAGGUGUAUAAGUGUGAUUAUAGGCUUGCUGGAGGAAAGUGAUUACAUUGCUGUGAACUUAUGCAUUUGAAGCCAGUGUGCCACACUCAUCUGCCAUGCCAGAGCUUUAGAAGUGAAGUUGACUCAGAUAUAGGAAAAGUCAUGCCAAGACACAGAAGCCCUGUGUUGUCUGAUGUCACUCUGUCUCAGCUUGUAAUUAUUGUUUAUAAUCCUUAAAUACUAUUUUUUAAAAUUGUAGUCUGGUUCCUGUCAUUUUUCUACCUAACCCCUCACCUCUUCCUCCUCCUCUUAUUUUUUUUCCUAAAAGAAAUUCCCUUGCCAUUGCAUUCCUCCCUCUAGAUUUUUGUUACUUAAAAAAAAAAUCAAUUUGACAAAUAGAAGAAUACCCGGAAGUUGAGGAUAGGAACCUUGUCCUGUGAAUUUGUUCUUUAAAGUGCCAGUAUCAAGGAGACAGUAUUUACUUGAAUAGGGUUGGGGACUCGCACCAAUCAGGGGUACAGCCAACCUUGAGUACUGAGAACUUUCUGGUCUUUAAAAAAUGCCCAUUGUGUGUCUCCUGGAUUGUUACUCAUCUCGGGGGUCACUGCACCUGAAGUGUCUUAGCCACUCAGGAAUGUUCGUUGACUCCAUAAGUCGCAUGUCACUUAUUGAUGGGUGCUGCCUGGCCCUUGCUUAGCUUUUAUUUUAUUUUAUUUUCUAUUUCAUUUUUUGUACCUGCACAAAAUAUACCAGUGGAGUCUAUUAUGGAGUGGAAUGCAUUUUCUAGUGUCUCUCUCUGCCUCGUGGUGCUGAUGUUGACACACAAUACAGUCUUAGACGUUGACACUACUUGAUAGGACAGAGUAAAUGCCCCUGCAGGGACAUCUGCCUUCCUGAUGCAGCACACUCUCCCAGGAAUCAUUGAAAUCAUUAGCCUGAGGUCCUCUUUCCCAUGUGUGCACAUGGCCACAAUGAUUGGCUUGUAAUGGGUCUUCACAGGGGGUCACCCACCGACCAGGCUAAGGCAGCCAGCCUCAGUUCUAGAUGGCAGGUGCUUGGUGGUUUUAGUUGGAAGAAGACUGUUUAUGUUGAGCUAGUUCCCCAUGGGAAAAUAAUUUUCAUUUAAUAUUAAAUUAAUUAAUUAACUAAUUAAUUAAAAUUGUACUUUCAAAAUCUCAAUUAUAUUGUAAUAUUAUCCCAUUGAAGCUAGGAAAUCAGCAUGUUAUUGUAGAAUGAUUUCAACUUAGCUUAGAAAAGAGCUGAGUGAGGUGUUGGGCAUAGAAGUGUCUUGGAGUGUCAAUGCAUGGCUUCUUGUUAUAGAAGAAAGAAAAUCUGGAGAGAGCUGUUUGAGGUAUUUUCUUGUUCCCUGUAAGCUGUGCUGAGAAAAGGGGAGAUUGGGGAACCACCCAUGUCCAGCACACGCAGGGCGUGGGCUCAGGGUGUCAGGCUCAGGUGGACUUUGUGGUAAGUUGUGAGUCUUGAGAAGAGAAAGGCAGGGACUGAAGCUUGGGAAAGGAAAAGCAAAGCAAACUACCUAGAUUGUUUUGGUUUCAUUGCAUGGCCAAUGAUUUAUUGUAUAUAUUGUAAUAAAUUAUUUUAUCUGAA
This is a messenger RNA of Mus musculus (house mouse), 3933 nucleotides long. RefSeq names its product solute carrier family 5 (sodium/glucose cotransporter), member 1 (gene Slc5a1). The transcript is spliced from 15 exons. The record is from RefSeq and is marked validated. The coding region runs from base 239 to 2236 and encodes 665 amino acids. Gene Ontology annotation, molecular function: D-glucose:sodium symporter activity; transmembrane transporter activity. Lineage: Eukaryota; Metazoa; Chordata; Mammalia; Rodentia; Muridae. Gene Ontology annotation, cellular component: membrane; apical plasma membrane. Gene Ontology annotation, biological process: galactose transmembrane transport; transmembrane transport.